Molecule: messenger RNA, 6229 nt
Organism: Magallana angulata
Lineage: Eukaryota; Metazoa; Mollusca; Bivalvia; Ostreida; Ostreidae
Product: polypeptide N-acetylgalactosaminyltransferase 13-like
Exons: 14
Coding region: 382-2112 (576 amino acids)
Cellular component (GO): Golgi apparatus
Source: RefSeq, a predicted model, not a curated record
UGUCACCAAAUUGUGAGACGUGGAUGAACAGUACCAUAACUUUAUUUAAUUUCUGUGUGGAUUACAGCUGUUGCAUAUUGAUUACAGGUGUAAAUUUUCCCGCGGAAAGUGAAGUUCUGUAAAAGGUUUCUAGAAUACGAGCUUAACACAUAUAUUCUGCAAGUUUGCUCAUUUUUAUCGAUCAUCCCCGACCGGGCCAAUUUGACAUAAAUUUCGGCUGAUUGUCUUAAGUGACAAGCGUGUCGCGUAAGAAUGCACGCGUGUUGUCAUUAAUGGUCGUAAGCGAUAAAAAACAGACAUGGAAGAGUGAAUGGAAAUUCUUUAUAAAAUGAUGUGAAUGGUAAAGAGAAGUUUGUUUUGACAUUUCAAACAAAAAUCAAAAUGGUCAGCCGGGUGCGACUCCAUUACUGCAAAAUAAUCCUAGCCACCUCGCUGGUGUGGUUCCUUUUGGAUGUGUUUAUACUGAUGUACUUCACGGACUGUGCGGCGAACAGCGUCAACACCAACUGUAAACAGGACCACCAUGAGGAGUCAAAGAAGCAGCAGGACAGCGGCGGCUUCCUGGAGAAACUGUUACCUAAAGGUAUUAUACAGAGGGUCCCUACAGGGCCAGGAGAAAUGGGGAAACCUGUAGUGAUCCCCUUGGACAGACAGGCUGAGUCCAAGGAGAAAUUCAAAAUUAACCAGUUUAAUCUGGUGGCCAGCGACAUGAUAUCGCUCAACCGCUCACUUCCUGACUACCGAAUGGAUGCGUGCAAGAGGAAGUCCUAUCCCCCCAACUCUGAGCUUCCUGACACCAGCGUGGUGAUUGUAUUCCAUAACGAGGCCUGGUCCACUCUCCUCAGGACCGUUCAUAGUAUUAUAAACCGCUCACCACGGGAGCUACUUAACGAAAUCCUAUUAGUUGAUGAUGCCAGUGAGAGAGAGGAGCUAGGGAAGAAGUUGGAGGACUACAUUGCUCGCUUACCUGUCUCAACUCGUGUCAUCAGGUCCGAGGAGAGGACAGGGCUCAUCAGAGCCAGGUUAAAAGGUGCCAAACAAGCUAGAGGGAAGGUGAUCACUUUCCUGGACGCUCACUGUGAGUGUACUGAGGGCUGGCUGGAACCCUUGUUGUAUGAAAUCCAUAAAGACAGAACUGCUGUGGUGUGUCCAAUCAUUGACGUCAUUGGGGACGACUCGUUCGAAUACAUCACUGGCUCGGACAUGACCUGGGGAGGCUUCAACUGGAAGCUGAAUUUCCGCUGGUACCCUGUGCCCCAGAGGGAACUAGACAGGAGAGGAGGCGACAGGAGCAACCCCACAAAGACACCGACCAUGGCCGGGGGAUUGUUUUCUAUAGACAGGGACUACUUUUAUGAGGUCGGUUCCUAUGACGAGGGAAUGGACAUCUGGGGAGGAGAAAACCUUGAAAUGUCCUUCAGGGUUUGGAUGUGCGGGGGCAAGGUUUACAUAGUGACCUGUUCCCGCGUGGGUCAUGUGUUCAGGAAGACCUCGCCCUACUCUUGGCCGGGGGGCGUGGCUCGCAUCAUCAACCACAACACGCAGCGAAUCGUGGAGGUCUGGAUGGACGAAUACAAAGACUUCUUCUAUAAAAUCAAUCCAGGUGUGAGGAGUACGAGCUAUGGUGAUGUGUCGGAGAGGAAGGCCCUGAGAGAGAAGCUGCAUUGUAAAAGCUUUAAGUGGUACCUACAGAAUGUGUACCCAGAGUCACAGAUGCCGGUGGAGUAUCACGCCCUCGGAGAGAUCAGGAACAAGGCCACAGGGCAGUGUAUAGACAGCAUGGGCCGCAAGAGUGGGGAGAAGGUGGGCAUGGUGCAGUGUCACGGAAUGGGCGGCAACCAGAUUUUCUCAUACACAAAAAAGCAAGCUUUACAAACCGACGAUGUCUGCUUAGAUGUUUCCUCGCUUCACGGACCAGUUAAAUUAUUCCAGUGUCAUGGUUUAGGGGGAAAUCAAAAAUGGGAGUAUGAUCGUCAGACGCUGGAGUUGAAACAUGUAAACAGUAAGCAGUGUCUAGGGGCGGCGGGUCCUAACGACAAGGAUGCACCAUCCAUUGGGCCUUGUGAUGGCAGUGUUCGGCAAAAGUGGGUUCUAACUGACAUGAAAUGGUAGUCAUGAUGAAUUCUAGUGUCAUGUGAUAAUUGUGAGUCUAUGGCUCGAAACCAAUCUUAUUCAGCGGGGGUCAAGAGGUCAAGAACUCAAACUCUGAGUCGUUUAACCGAGUGAUCCGCAGAAAGUAUACGCAUAUCCAGAUUGGUGCUUGGAUUUCUAGUCAUUGGAUCUUAAGUGGGUCAAGGUCAUUUGACUGACCUGUCCUUGACCUAUUUGGAAAUGAGAAGUAGAGUAGAUAGAAGUGAGUGCUUGGAUGAAGAGGCAGUGAGAGGUAGUUCAGAGUUGAAUGUGUUUGUCUUGAAGGGACUAGAACUUAUUGUUGAAUAUUGAAUAUAUUUUUUGUUACUAAUACUGUCUAGAUUUUAAAACAGACUCUAAUUUAUACAUAAAUGGUUUAAAAGAUGGAUGUAGAGUUUAGUAGAUGUUUGCAAGGCCAUUCAGAUGUAGAUUUUUAAUGUCAAGCAGUUUUUUGUUUGGUAAUUUAUUUAUAUACAGUGUAUAUUGUAAUGGUCAUGUACGGAGUACGCAACUUCUGGUUGUGUUUUUGCAUUGAAAAUUAUUCAGAUUUAAUGUCAUUCGUUUUUAAUUUAUUGCAAUCCACAUUCUCUGUUGACUGUGGUACAAAUUGAUGGUAUUUUUGAAGUGUAAUAUUGAUAGUAUUAAUCUUACAUCAUGUAUCUUUGUUUACGUAUCCCCUUAAAUUUGGUCUCACACAGAGAAUAAUUCUCAUCUUUAAUUGGUCACAUUUAAUCUAGUGGGUUUUUACGAUUAGUGAAAUUAAAAGGUUCCGAUUAUUGAAUUAUAUCUCAAUAUAAGUAUAUCUGUGUAUGGUAUGUGUGUAUAUGCAUUAAGUAUACUGCAAUAUGGCUUCUAAGGUUUAAAAAGAAGCUUCCUGUUUGGGUGUGUUGUAUCUUGUUUUCGUGUACAAUUUUUGUUAUUGGUAAGCAUCUGUGGAGAAGUUUUGCUAUAUGAAGAAUGAUUGAUACUCCAAUGUUAUUUGUCAAGAUGUCUGAAAGCUUUAACACUGGUGAUGAUGCAUCGCAAUGGGAGAUUAGAGAAAAAGUGAUAGACUGUUUUGUUUUUGUAAUUUAACCAUCUAGAUGUUGGUGUGAAAGUAUUUUAUCUUUUCUUUAACAGUUAUAUAUCUAAUUCUGUGUAUCAAGUAUCUAUUUGAGAUUGGAUUUGUUCAAUUUUGUGGAUUCAAUCUGCUCAAACAUAUUGUUGCCAAUCUUUCUUCAUUAGUUGAAUUUUCAGUCGGUAAAGAUUAAAAUCUCUUGUGUUAUUCUUUUUGGAUAUGAUUCAAAAUUUCUGUGUAAACUGACAACUGCUUUUCAGUGUAAUUUUAAUCCAUUACUUUAAAAAAAAAGAUCUUUUUCCCACCCUUAAAACCAACUUAAGUUAGAUGAUAGAUAAAACACUUGAUUGAUGAAACAAAACUUUUGAUAGUUGAAGCAAUCUAAAAAAUGAAAUUUUCAAUUUUAGUGUUUAAAAUAUGAUAACUCUUUACUAUUCAAUUAUUUACUCUGAUUUGAUUUUAAUGGAAAAAGAUGCAAAAGGUGCAAUUUUUGAAAUUUGUUUUUGAACGUACGUAGGUAUGAUAAUUAAUGUGCAUGUAUACUAUGCAAAAUGUCUGUGUAUUAUUUUAUGAAUUAAUCAGAAAAAAAAUGCUCACAAAUCUUAAGGGAUUUUUUUGUUGCUGACUGGAAUCAUAUAAUGAUAAGUAUCAGCAAAAAUUGUCAAUAUUUUAGUUUUUGAUUCUUAAAAACCCUGUAAGAAUAAAUAGAUAGGGUGAACUCCAAAUAAGACUAGAUAUAUCAGCAGCAUGCAGCAUUUAAUUGACAAAUAAACGAGCAUCAGAAAGACUAAUUAAUCAGACAGUGCUUGGUGAUGUUUGGUUGAGAUAAAUUGGUCUCCUAAAGUGCUUUGCACACCUUAACACUUCUUUUUAAUCUAAAACUGAAACAAGGUUUUGGGGGCAUUUUCUGAUGAUUAAAAUUGAAUUUUGUUGAUUUUUAACAGCCAAGUAAUUUGUAAUGUUUAUCCCAAUAUCAGUAGGAUGCAGAUUUUGUUAUUGUUCUUUUAUUACCAUUCAUUUGAUUUACACACAUGUAUAUGAAUAGACAACCCUAUUCAAUUUUUGACAGGCACACAGAACUCGUGUUCCAAUCCUAUUUUUUCUAAUUUUUUUGUUUUAUGUAUUCAAAACCUUGCAGUAACUCGACAAAUAUUGAGUAUUCUUACUUGUUCUCAAACCUCAUGUUCACAUAUACUUUCUAGUCCAAAUCAGUUCCCUUAUUUUUUUUUUACAAAAAUGUUCUGUUUAAAACAUCAACAUUUUAUAAUUUAUAGUAUACAGAUUUUUAUAUUUUUUUUCAUUCAUGUAUUGUUUUUUAAUUCAUCUCUGACCACUGUUGUUCUAGAGCUGUCCAAAUCUUAAUUUUUCAGACAUCUGUUCAAAACUAUUCCAUUAUUGCUACAGCAUUCAAAAUAUUAGGGAAUUGAAAACUGUGAACCUUUUGUUAUAUGAAAGAAAUUUGAACAUGUAUAAAUAUUUUAUUCACUUAGGAGUUGAUCCAUUAGAUUUAAUUUUACAACAAAUUAUAGAUAGUGAGGUAUGAGACGAAGAGACUGUUUUCGGUAGAAAUGACUUAACAUGUAUUAAUUGUGUGCUAAAUGGUUGGCUUUAAUUAAAGAUAUUUUUUGUGAAAUGGGACAUGAGUAUGCGACAUCUAUGUAGUGCUUGUAAUAUGAUAUUCAAAAUGUAUAAACUAUUCUAGAUUGGUAUGAAAGAAGAAGCGUUUAGUUUUAAAAUGCUGUUAUGUGAUUAAACUUUGCAGUGUUUUUUCAGAUAGCAAUGUGAAUAUAGAGAGCAUAUAUUUAAUUAACACGCAGUUUCCAGUGCAGUCGAAUUCUAUAUGUCAUUGAAAGUUGCUAAGCAUUGCAAAUUUUUCCUUUCCUUUUGGACGGAUUUUAAUUUCUUUAAUUAUGAAGGGGAAUAACUCUUUUGAGAAUGAGAGCGUUAGGGAUAAAAUGAAAAGACGAUGCUUUACUUCAUUUUUUUAUGUACCAAAAGUGUAAAACUGAUUAUUUAUACAAAUGUUAUUUAUUUAAAAAUAUCUUGCCAUAGGUAUGGAUAACCAAGGGAGCACAGAAAAGGUUAUGUCAUAUAAACUAUAGAAAUUAAUAUAUUUGUGCAUGCAGAUUUUUUUUUCACACUAGGGUUGUCUCCCCUGACAUUCCAUGCACAGGCGCAACCAUUGUUUAAAGAAAAUUCAGAACGUGGGCCAAACAAGCUGGGUAUAUUUCUGUAUCUAUCAUUCCAAUUGUUAGUGAGAUGGGGUCAUUCAGCAAACCUACUGUUUGUACAAUUAAGAGGGAUGGGUUGUCAAUUUUAGACUGUGCUAAUAUCCUAUAAAGAAGAGCUGUGUAUAUAGAUUUAAUAAAGAUAUUCAAAGCUAAAAUAUCCAGAUCUUUCUUUUUCUAACUUACAGUUAAUUGCCAUAAAAAUCAUGCUGGAAAUUUUAAGGCAGAUCUGACAUAUUGUAAUUAAGAAUUCUUAUUUUUAUUUUCUGAAGAUAUUGCAAAAACAGUUACAUUUUAUAAUGAGAUUUAAAUUAAAAAAAUAUUACUUGCUAAAACGUCAGAAAAGUAAGUACCAGUAAAAGUAAACGGAAUACAGACAGUAGGUUAGCAUUGAUAUUUCUGUCUGAUUACUGUGGAAUCAUUUAAAUUCGUGGGGGCCAAUUUUCGUGGAUCAUGACUUUUUUGCUCAUUUGAGGGGAUGUAAUUUCGUGGAUGCGUCGGUUACUGUUUCAGUAACACAAAUAACUCUAUAUAAAUUUGUUUUCGUUGAGAAUUUAAAUUCGAGGGGGAGGGCUACCCACGAAUACCACGAAAAUUGAGCCACCACGAAUUAUAAUUUCACAGUAUUGGAAGCAACGUGUUUUUUUUAAAAAUGUAAAUCAAAUUGUUAGAUAUGCAUCGGAGAAAAAAUCUUGUGUGGAGUAAUAUUUUUCUCUUAUCAAUUUUCUGAUUAUUUUUAACUGUGUGGGAAGUUGAUUUGAUGCAAGAGUAUCUAUGGAAUAAAGCUAUAGAAAUAAAGUAAUUUAAAAUUAGA